Panthera uncia (snow leopard) is the source of this 3842-nucleotide messenger RNA. It is a transcript of the gene WASF3, whose product is annotated as WASP family member 3. Bases 247 to 1755 code for a protein of 502 amino acids. Gene Ontology annotation, cellular component: cytoskeleton; SCAR complex. Gene Ontology annotation, biological process: actin cytoskeleton organization; positive regulation of Arp2/3 complex-mediated actin nucleation. Gene Ontology annotation, molecular function: protein kinase A regulatory subunit binding; Arp2/3 complex binding; actin binding. NCBI's taxonomy places the organism in Eukaryota, Metazoa, Chordata, Mammalia, Carnivora, Felidae. The record is from RefSeq and is a predicted model, not a curated record. The transcript is spliced from 10 exons.
GUGGCCGCGGCCGUGGCCGGGCCGGAGGCGGCGUCGCUGGCGCCGAUGCGUGCGGUGUGGUGCGGGGCGGGGGCGCCGGGCGGCCGCGGCGCGGCGGGACCAUGGAGCUCGGAGCGCAGCCCCGGCGCCGGCGGCGGAGCCGCGGACCGUUUUAAUUCUGAUUGCUGUACCAUUGAUAUCUGGUGAUGCGACUACCUGAGGGACAUUUCUGCAACCCGUAAGUCAACACUUACAUGAUCGUGAGCCAUGCCUUUAGUGAAGAGGAACAUCGAACCCCGGCACUUGUGCCGGGGAGCCCUGCCGGAGGGGAUUACCAGUGAACUUGAAUGUGUAACCAAUAGUACCCUUGCUGCUAUCAUACGCCAGCUCAGCAGUCUAAGCAAACAUGCUGAAGACAUAUUUGGUGAGCUGUUUCACGAGGCUAACAACUUCUACAUCAGAGCAAAUUCUCUUCAAGACAGAAUUGAUCGCCUCGCUGUCAAAGUUACCCAGCUGGAUUCAACAGUGGAAGAGGUGUCACUACAGGAUAUCAACAUGAAAAAAGCUUUCAAAAGUUCCACAGUCCAAGACCAGCAGGUGGUUUCAAAGAACAGCAUUCCUAAUCCCGUUGCUGACAUUUACAACCAGAGUGAUAAGCCACCUCCUCUGAAUAUUCUUACGCCGUACAGAGAUGAUAAAAAGGAUGGGCUGAAGUUCUACACAGAUCCUUCCUAUUUCUUCGACCUCUGGAAAGAAAAAAUGCUCCAGGACACGGAAGACAAAAGGAAGGAGAAAAGGCGUCAAAAGGAGCAAAAGCGUAUAGAUGGCACAACCCGUGAGGUGAAAAAGGUUAGGAAAGCCAGAAACAGGCGCCAGGAGUGGAGUAUGAUGGCAUAUGACAAAGAGCUUAGACCCGACAACAGGCUGUCUCAGAGUGUGUACCACGGAGCGUCUUCCGAGGGAUCCCUGUCCCCAGACACUAGGUCGCACGCGUCGGAUGUCACAGAUUACUCUUACCCGGCGACCCCCAACCACUCUCUGCAGCCGCAGCCCGUGACCCCUUCUUACGCGGCCGGCGACGCACCACCGCACGGGCCGGCAGCCCAGGCCCCCGAGCAUGAGUACCGACCCCCCUCCGCCUCGGCGCGGCACAUGGCGCUGAACAGACCCCAGCAGCCGCCGCCGCCACCCCCACCGCAGGCCACAGAGGGGUCCCAGGCCUCCGCGCCCAUGGCGCCAGCAGACUACGGGAUGCUCCCAGCACAGAUCAUUGAGUAUUACAACCCCUCAGGACCGCCGCCUCCUCCGCCGCCCCCCAUGAUUCCUUCAGCACAAACUGCUUUCGUCAGCCCUCUCCAGAUCCCCAUGCAGCCCCCCUUCCCUGCCUCUGCGGGCUCCUCCUACGCGCCUCCUCCCCACCCUCCCGCCGCGGGGCUCGUGGUCACGGCCCCGCCGCCUCCGGGCCCACCGCCGCCCCCGCCGGGUCCUCCUGGCGCAGGGUCUUCUCGAUCCUCCUCCCCGAUGCACGGCCCCCCAGCAGCCGAGGCAAAGCGCCAGGAGACGGCACAGCCACCCAUAAGCGAUGCUCGAAGCGAUCUGCUUGCCGCCAUUCGAAUGGGGAUUCAGCUGAAGAAGGUGCAGGAGCAGCGUGAGCAAGAAGCCAAGCGCGAGCCAGUUGGGAACGACGUGGCCACGAUUCUGUCCAGACGCAUCGCCGUGGAGUACAGCGAUUCUGACGACGACUCCGAGUUCGACGAGAACGACUGGUCCGACUGAGGCUGGGCGCGUGCGCAGGUGGACGGCGUGGGGGCAGGGCUUCUUGCCGGCAGGAGACCGUGCGUCGGAAAAUGCCUCGCAGAUUUUGUGGUCUCCGCGCCCACGUGGUGGUAUUAUAACCCUGUAGCUUAGCGACUUUUGUAUUAAUAAUGUGAUAUUGCUUUUGCACAUCCAAAAAUUCUGGGUUUUUUCAGUAUUUACUGUGUAAUACUUAAGUGCCACUACACAUAGCAAAUUGUGCUGCACACGAGGAAAUAUGCUGUAACUAUUGCAUUGUCCCGAAAACGGCAUUUUGCUUCCUUUCUCUUGGCCGUGAGCGUAUUUAGUGCAGUUUGGGUUUCCUCCUUUUGGUCGCUGUAAUUCUGCAGACUUGCUGCGUGUUUGUGAAGCUGCCUGGUGUUAGGUCUUUGCAAGAUUAAUGACCGUGUGUCAGAGUGAUGUCUUCCAAUCAGUACGUGAUACCGUUUCACCUUCGUUUUGUUCUGUUUUGUUUUAAACGUGUUUCAGAAGAAGUUGGUUCUAGAGGGAAGGAUUCAACAAGUAAGGAGGACCCAGUGUUUCUGCUCGCAGUGUCUGGGCUUGUGCCUCUGUGUGACUCGGAACGAUCUGUUAGAUAAUUUCGUUUCCUUUGCACCGGCCCUUUGCAGGCAGGGUUCCCUGCGGGCGUUCGCUUGGUCCCUGCCUGUCGGCAGUUGCCAUUAAGAGGUUUGGGCAGCUGCGCAGUGAUGAACAUGAACAACAGGGUUCUUCUUCCGUCAGGGCCAUGGGGUUGUGACGCUGGAAACGUGUGACAGCGCUUACAGCCUUGGGUGCCAGCCGGCCAGCACAGACACGGUGGUCCGGGACCCCCGGACCUCAGGGAGAGGGCUUCCCGUGGCUCCUCGCGCCGCGUGCUCUGAAGUUGAAAAGCUUAGAUGGAGGUGGACGUAGAUGCUGGCAGCUACUUGCUUUUCCCGGUGCCGCGGCCACAUUAGGGAUCCAUCACCCGAGCGGGGCCGUGGCCCUGCUCCUAGAAGCACACGGUUCUCUUUCGUCACGUGGCCGUCGGCACAGGGGAUUUUCAAAAGUACCUCAGGUCAGAGUAGGCUCCUGGCUGCACCGGAUCACUUGCCCCUCGCCUUCGCCCUUCCCGCUCUGCUUCCCACACGGCAAUACGACCGAGCCAUGGGGUUGAUCUUCCUGAGGAAGGCAGACUGCUGGAACGCUCACGGAUGGCAGCUUACGUCUUAGAAGUUGGGGUGAGGGGUCGCUGCUUGUUCGGAACAGAUAAACGCCCCCGGGCUUUGAUUCUAGAUACGACUUCACAAAUAACACUAAGACACUUCACUUACUAGGGAUUCUGACCCGAGUACAGCAUUUCUCACGGAUGGCGGUUACUCGUGACUCUCGGUCGUGACAGAGGAGUCUUCAGCUCAAGGCAGAGCUGGCUGGUUCAUGGUGGUCGUCUCAGCAGGACCAUGACCGAUGGGUUUUUGUUACUGAGUCCUCCUGAGGACUUCAGCGGCACCUUCGAACCGGGUCUCUGCGUCCCUGUGUGGACAUUUACGUGGCUUGUGGGCGUUCGUCCUGUAAAGCCGAUACCUUGAAUUUCAAUCACGUAGAGUUGGAGACUCCGAAAAGCCUAAUGUCUGUGUCCCCUUCCCAAGACCAUCCUUCUCACAUCAGGUUACCUGAGUCUUUUCAGCGGGACUGGCUGUUUUGACACAUGCUUCUCGAGUUUCUGUGUCUUGGAGCUGGACGCCAUAAUUUUACCGAUUAUAAGCAGUAGUUAGUAAUGAACGUUUAAAUUUCUCCCUUUGAUUUCUCUCCCUUUAUUUCAGUGUAAAGGCCUCCUGUGUUGGCAUUAUUCUUGGGACUUUUACCAUUUGUACUCCUCUUUUGUCUUUAUCACAAUAUUUUGUUUUUAUUGUUACUUUUGGAGUAGGAAUUACUUGCACAAUUCUAGAACUUCUAUCUGGUAACGCUUCUUUGUUUUUUAUGUCCCUUCUGUUCUCAGGACGAAGAGAACACAUAAAGCUACUACCCAUGUCAGAAUUUCUUCUGUUUAUAUCUUAUUACAAUAAAAUUACUGGCACUUUAUUCAUAAA